ACAUCGAAGUCACAAAAUGUAAAAGGGAACAUAAUUCCCGGUACUACGCCAGAACUGAGGCGAACAUCUUCAUUUGACAGAAGUUGGGAGGAAAAUGUCGCAGAGUCUGUGGCUAAUGAACUAAUCCUGCAUGCUCACUCCUCAAGCAUCUCUUCAAGAAGUGGUCCCCUUGGUUCAACAACAGAACAUUUGGAUGAGUCCUCGAGAUAUAAGCCAAAAGACCCGAAGAUAGUUAAACCUGGUCGUCCUUCCCACGAAGAAAAGAAGGUUGGAAAAGCACCAGAGGACAAAAGAACCAGGCCUCGAAAGAUGAUGGAGUUUCAUAAUAUCAAGAUAAGUCAGGUAGAAUUGCUGGUUACGUACGAAGGAUCUAGAUUUGCAGUGAGUGAUUUGAGAUUGCUGAUGGAUUCAUUUCACCGUGUUGAGUUCACUGGCACUUGGAGGAGAUUAUUUUCGAGGGUUAAGAAGCAUAUCAUUUGGGGGGUUUUAAAGUCUGUUACAGGAAUGCAGGGUAAGAAAUUCAAAGACAAAGCUCACACCCAUAAGGAACCCACGAUUAUUGGUAUUCCUGAUACCGAUCUUCAUUUUAGCGAC
This is a messenger RNA of Papaver somniferum (opium poppy), 594 nucleotides long. RefSeq names its product protein SABRE-like. The annotation marks the transcript as partial. Lineage: Eukaryota; Viridiplantae; Streptophyta; Magnoliopsida; Ranunculales; Papaveraceae. The record is from RefSeq and is a predicted model, not a curated record. The transcript has 3 exons.